AAUAAAAAAAGGCGCCAAUACAUGCUUACUUGCCUAUGCAUUGCCCCUUUUAAAAUGCAUGCUUUCUGGUGCAUGUCUCUUGUUUGUCUGGUCUUGCUGGUGCAUGCUUCUUUCCUGUGCAUGUUGUGCUUUUGCAACUAUGUGUUUUCCAUUGCGUGUUCCGCCUUCGAGUUCUUGGAGCUCCUGGGCAUCCGUAGAAAACUGCUCCUGUAGCUUUUCGUGCGCCCAGCUAUCACACUUCACUCACACACUCACUCAGAGCGAAGUUGCAAGCCGAGACAACAUGAGCGACACUGCCAAGGACACCGUGACUCCUAAAGAUAAGGAUGGGGCAGAGAAAAGAGGCCGUGGAAGACCAAGGAAACACCCACAGGAGCCGAGUGGAUCCCCCACACCGAAGAGACCGAGAGGAAGACCAAAGGGCAGCAAAAACAAGGCCGGCUCUACAGCACCCAAGGGCAAAAAAGCAGCUGCUGCGACAGCGUCUGCAGGGGGAAAGCGCAGAGGACGACCUAAGAAAGCAGAGAAAGAAGAGCAGCCAUCUAAGUCUUCUGAGGAAGAGGAAGAGGAGGAGGAAGAGGAGGAGAAGUAAUUUUAGUUUUUCAGCGCUACCUCAUAAUUUCAAUAUUGUAACUUCCCGUCAACCAGAGCUGGACUGAACCACCCCUCCCCCCUACCCCAGCAACAAACAAACAAACAAACAAACAAACAGCAAAACAAACCAGUGCCACUCUCCCCCCGCCAGCACCACCGCCUCCACCUCUACGCUCUGGUGCCCCCUGGUGACAGGGAGGCCUGCACACUACAUUGCAUUUUUUUUUUUUCUGUAACACCACUGGAAACAAAAACAAACAAAAAUGGACUUUCAGAAUACUGUAUGUGUGUAUGUACGUCUGUUCAUACAUGCAUGUGUGCGUGCUUGUAUGUAUAAAUGCUCCAUAUAUUUGGAUAUUUGGUUGCAAAUGUCUGUCAUUAUACUGGACAAAGAUAUGCUCUGAUAGUCGUCUUAAGUGUUGGACAGAAGCAAGUACAGGGCUUGUGACUUAUUUGCUUUUAAAAGAAGCAAAUUUCGCUUCAUUCUUUCUGAGGUUCACAUUGUGUACUGGACAAAGGUGAAUCAACC
Molecule: messenger RNA, 1123 nt
Organism: Colossoma macropomum (tambaqui)
Lineage: Eukaryota; Metazoa; Chordata; Actinopteri; Characiformes; Serrasalmidae
Gene: hmga1a
Product: high mobility group AT-hook 1a
Exons: 5
Coding region: 59-592 (177 amino acids)
Biological process (GO): regulation of DNA-templated transcription
Cellular component (GO): chromatin; nucleus
Molecular function (GO): transcription coregulator activity; DNA binding
Source: RefSeq, a predicted model, not a curated record